CCAAGUCUCAGCUCGCGUUUGAGAGCGGGCUACUACCGCUCGUUUUUUGCUUCCUGCUAUCGGACAUGAUACCUCGGUGCGAAGCUCAGCAGUCGCAGACUCAGCAGGUCACCACGAACUUUGGCGUCGUCACUGGAAGCCUGAUGCAGGCUCCCGCGCCGGGCUUGGUUACUCAAGUGCCGGUGUACGCUUUUCAGGGGAUACGCUACGCAAAGCCGCCCGUUGGCUGGAGGAGGUUUGAGCGCCCCGAGCCAUUGGACCAGCGCUCCUCAUUCAGUGACAAUCUACGAGUGAGCCCGCGUUGUCUUCAAUGGACGACAUUCCCGUCAGAGCGUAUCGUCGGAGAAGAGGACUGCCUCUUCCUGGACAUCUACGUCCCCGCCACGUAUUUCGCCACACCUGCCACAAAGCUCCCGGUUGUGGUUUUCCUUCCGGGGCCCGACUUCAAAAGCGGGGGCAAAGAUGAAAUAAGACCAGGAUACGACUUUGGAUCGAGAAAUAUCUUCGUAGUUGUAAACUACAGACUCGGUGUCUUCGGUUUUCUGAGCACAGAAGACGAGAGUGGCAAGGGAAACAUGGGACUCUGGGAUCAGCAAAUGGCUCUGCGUUUCGUCAAGUCAAACAUCGCUGCCUUCGGAGGGAUCCCGGAAAAGAUCACACUCAUGGGCUUCGGCGCCGGAGCGAUGUCCGUGUCGUUUCACAUACUCAAUGCUGCGUCGUCGGCUCUGUUUUCUCGCGCCAUAAUGUCGGGGGGCUCUGCCACCAGUCCCGACGCCACGAUCACCAACGCCUGGCGGAACGCUCGCCAACUGGGACGCGCCGUCGGCUGCGGCCAGGAAGACGGGGCGUCGCUCAUUGCCUGCCUCCGGACCAUCGACAGUGUGAAACUCAUUGAGAAGGCGCAUUACGAUAAGAUAAGAUUCUUGCCUAUUGUGGACGCUAACGUGACUGCGAAUGCGUUUCUGACAAACUACCCGAGGCUGAUGUUCUGCCAAGGCCGAUUCUCACCGAAGCCGACGAUAUACGGAUACACCAAGAACGCCGGGUCGCUACGUUACUUUGAGAGGAUAAACCAAUUGGAGAACCCAAAAAGCGUCGACAGCAUUGUUCAGACUUAUCUGAACGAGUUUUUUGAGGACGAAGACUCGCGCGUUGGCGUCACGGCUGCCGUAAGAUUCCAGUAUUACAGGCCACGCAGCAGUCUUUCGAACGCCACAAGGAAUGCAGUCAACACUAUAAACAUGCUGACGGACUUUCUUGUGGGCGCUCCCGUUGAAAUGGCUCUGUCUGGCCACCUGCGGCUUCUACAAAGUACCUCGUAUACGACUCCGAACCCGGCUUUCUUGUACAUAUUUGGAAUACCUAAUGCUCCAAGGACUUUCGCAAACCUCCAGAAGGGCUCCAGGGAGCUUUACGGGGCUACGUACAUGGACGACAUGCUCUACUCAGUCAACACUGAAGGUCUGGUGCAGACGACUGACCCAGUUCGGGACCCGCUCAUAGUUGGCUACAUGACAACUUUCUUCACGGCCUUCAUCAACGGACUAAAUCCCGGCGGAAUUCUGCAGCCCAUCAACCCCGCGCAGCGGCAGUACACCAACAUGUCGCUGGCGUACCCGGCCGGCCUGUCCGACAGCGUGCCGUACCGUCCUCAGGAGAUGGACUUCUGGAACUACUUCGUGCCCGACCUGCACCUGGAGCUGAACCGCACCAGUUGGGCGUCGUACCACAACGCGCGGGAGGCCACCCACUUCAAGGCGGCCACCUGGGGAACCACGACGCUCGUCGUCUUGCUCGUACUCAUCAUCGUGGGGCUGCUGGCAGCCUUCUUCGUCUACCGGAGACAGAAGCAACGGUCGCGAAAGCUCAGCUCUCGAGAAGGCGUCGAGUUCCGGCCCGUCAACCAGGACGUCAAGUUGUAGGGCUGCAGUUACCAUUGUAUCUCCGGACGGGGCAUAUUCAAAGGGCCCCUAAACCACUCCGAGUUUGAAGACGAGAGACUGGUUUCUCUCUCCACUUCACUACCCUUCCUACAGGCGUUGUAUCCUCCUCGCCACUUAGUUAUUCAUAAAACACGUGGCCAAUGUCAGCACUAAGUCCGAAGUGAAGAUGGGGUGGUAUUCUAACUUAAAUGUCCUAUGUGCCUUGACCAAAACGAAGCGUCGACACCGGACUACAAUCCGCUCUCACGGUUACACUAAUCCCUUCCCACCCUGCGCCCACUUAGAUAUUUCAGUGCUCCUUACGGGAAAAGUUUUUUUUUUAUUUCAAGAUCGUUGCCUUGGCUAAUUCGUGGGCGACGUAUUUGGCGAAUUACGCUGUUUUCAUCGUUGUGCAGGGCGCACUCGCCAGCCAUUCAGAUAAAGUAAUCAAGCACCACAUAUGUAAUGCCCGUCGCGCGUCGAUUCCAAAUCGUUUACUGCUUACAGUCUUCUCCUAGUAUUUGUCUUGUACACCAAUUCCGCCUGUAGUAUUACAGUAAGUAAUUGGCUUAGCUGAGAUCGGUAAACUAUCGGAGAGUUUAGCUGGUUAAUAUACCUCCGUGCCUGCAUAAUACUGACGCCAGGAGAACGAAGGGCUAUCUUAGCACAAGCAUACCGUAACUGGUUGUCUGUACAUGGCGCAGUCUCUGAUGUUGAUGAUGUCGGACAAUCCACGUCUGCGAAUUGUCUUUUCCCAAAUUACAGUGCGUCCGCACAGCGGAAUGCGCCGCAGAUGGAGACGCUAGUUUCCUAAUCUGUGCAGCUGCGAAGGUCAUUCCCACGACGAACGAAAUCGAAAAAACGAUAUAAAAAGAAAAAGAAAACUAUAUUUAAACUCUCGGCUAUCUCCAGUCCCUAUCUCCACUAUCCUCAUUCUUCCUGAGCGCUAUAGGUUCGGGCUCGUUUAAGAGCACAGCGUCAAGAUGGAGGUCGCAAAGAAGAACGAUUGAGCCCGUUGUUUAGUCUUGACUGUAUGGCGACGAGAUCUGUUUUUCUCAAAGAUUGUCUCGUCGGCAAAUCGACAGUGUUUUGUUGCCAAGCUCGAAAAUUAUGCUAGGCUAAAUCCACGGAGUUCAACCACCAGAAUCUAGAUGCGCCAGGUUACUAAGCAUUUUCCGUUCCUGGAUGUCACGGACGAGGGGAUGUCGCUAGCGAUUCGUGGCACGUCACUACGUCACAGAUUGAUCGCAAUAUAUAUGAAAUCAAGAUAUACAUGUUCCGUCAUGUAGAUGCGUUACCGUUACCAGCGAAACUUUCAAUUUUGCGAAAAAAGCUAGCGAACGCCAUCUUCCUGACUGUAUUUUUUUUGUCGUGUUUUCGUGCUUUGAAUGAUCACCGAAUCGAAGAGACCAAUAUCUAGUCAUACGCGAGGUCGUCAUUUGUCGGUAGGUUGUGUUGAUGUUUGUGUGACGAACUAUGCAAUUUUUGCCUCAUCAUAAUUGUGUCGAAUGAGACUUCUCUGUAGAGGUGAUGUUAGAGGCUAUCGCUGUCUUUCUUUCUUUUUUUGUUGCAAACGUCGCGGUGUACUGACGAGGCUCAAGCUUCAACUUUUUGAAUGAGGCUGCAUCACUGCUUCUCGUAGUCAGUGACCAGGAUUUUGCAUACAAUCUUGAAUUCAGCUGUGUGCCAGCGCAAGUAUCAAUCUAUAAUUUUAGCCGAAUCAUUACAGCGUUGUUGAAACUGAGCUAUCGCGAUUUUUUUGUUAAGUCCAUGAUGUGGGUUUUCUUUCGAAAAUUACGUUUCUUUUUUUUUUUGCCAUCAAGAAUGAAAGUUUUGUUUAAGUGUUAUAAAUGUGCUUAUUAAUGGUGACAAAUAUGCUGUCGUUCUCACAUUCAAAGUUUUAUUGAACCUAGUAUUUAUGUAUUAUAACCUGUAUAUGACAUGCAGCAGCGAUGCUUGUAACACCAACAACGAUACUACGAUGGAAGUUACAUUUGCCUUUAAAACAACUUGCAACUCGAAACAUCCUUUGUGUAAAAGUGGAAAUAAAGGAAUCAUUUCACACAUUUAAUGCUUCCUGGACGACGCUUUACAACUUUUAGUGUAGGAGUAAAUGCCUUCGGUGUAGAACUUUUUUAAGAGAACUUGUUAUGUCUUAAUAAUAUAGCUCAUUGUCAUAGAGGGACCCAGAAUACCUAUUGUGAUUAGUUUGCCUGAAAUAUCCAACACUUAUUGUGUGCUUUCGGCCAGUUCCAGGUUCGUGUAUCUUAAUAUUAACAUAACUAUUAUCAUUGUUUUGCGUGUGCUGGUGUGCGUGAUCAUAAACAGUUGUUUCAGACCAUCGCAAAUGUUUUGUCACCUUCUAUAUAUGUUUCUGUUUUGGGGAUGGUCACCUACGUGUCCAUGCUUACCGCCUUUGCUCCAUUAUGGCGUGCCUGCUUAUUUUCACCGUUGAAAGGGGAAAGGACAAAGGCGGCUGGACCGCCCACACUGUCUUUUAAAUCACGUGUACUUCUUUCGCAAGACGUCUUUUUCUUGUUUUUCUGCAGUGAAGAAUAAAGCGGUGUCAUGAAUGUCUAAUAAGGUCUGCAAAGUUUCUUAAUUGCACUGCUCUUACGGACUCACUAUCUAACACGCGUCCGCCCUCACGAACACCCUUCGAGUGUGACACUAUAGCAGGGGUCGGCAACCUCUUGAGGCAAAGGGCCGAGUUGCGUGAAGCCGACACGGCGGGGGCCGCACGG
Molecule: messenger RNA, 4666 nt
Organism: Rhipicephalus sanguineus (brown dog tick)
Lineage: Eukaryota; Metazoa; Arthropoda; Arachnida; Ixodida; Ixodidae
Product: venom carboxylesterase-6-like
Exons: 10
Coding region: 66-1922 (618 amino acids)
Biological process (GO): presynaptic membrane assembly; neuron cell-cell adhesion; synaptic vesicle endocytosis
Cellular component (GO): synapse; cell surface
Molecular function (GO): signaling receptor activity; neurexin family protein binding
Source: RefSeq, a predicted model, not a curated record